Messenger RNA from Misgurnus anguillicaudatus (oriental weatherfish), 3575 nucleotides. It is a transcript of the gene faim2a, whose product is annotated as Fas apoptotic inhibitory molecule 2a. The record is from RefSeq and is a predicted model, not a curated record. Gene Ontology annotation, biological process: negative regulation of apoptotic signaling pathway. Lineage: Eukaryota; Metazoa; Chordata; Actinopteri; Cypriniformes; Cobitidae. Gene Ontology annotation, cellular component: membrane; Golgi apparatus; endoplasmic reticulum.
UUCGUUGUCGUCAUUUCCGGGAACACCGGAUGUACGUCAGUGCGCUGUCGAAUUCAUUGUUUUUACUUGAGACCGCGAUUGUUACAGUAAGUAGACCAUGAGUCUGCCGGCAGCACCACCCAGCUAUGCUGAAGCUACAGCAGGAGAUAAAGAACUAAGAGCUGGAAACUUGAAUUAUGCCAGUCAGCCACCCCCAAUGCCCCCUACAGCCAUGCCCAUGCAUCCCAGCUGGGCAUAUGUGCAUCCCGGUCCCAGUCCUGGAUAUUCGAAUGCUUACGCUGCAGACAUGUCCUCACCCUUCUCUGAUCCGAGCUCCAGCAGUAGCUUUGAUGGUCUUAAUGUGAACAAUUGGGAAGACAAGAAUAUCCGGCGCAUGUUCAUCAGAAAGGUCUUCUGUAUCCUCAUGGUUCAGCUCAUGGUUACGUUUAGUGUGGUGUCCCUUUUUACAUUUUGCGAGCCUGUCCGAAAGUUUGUUCAAUACAAUAGGGUGUUUUAUCUUACCUCAUACAUGACUUUUAUGGGAACCUACCUGAUGCUUGUAUGCAGCUCAAAUGCACGACGAAGAUUUCCUACCAACAUGAUUCUUCUUGGAAUUUUUACUUUGGCAAUGUCGUAUAUGGCAGGCAUGCUUGCCAGCUACCAUAAUACCAAAGUGGUGAUGAUGUGUAUAGGUAUCACAGCUCUGGUGUGUCUGGCCAUCACGCUCUUCUGUUUCCAGUCCAGGGUUGACUUCACCAGCCGUCACGGAUUACUUUUCUCCCUCAUGAUGGUGUUGAUGAUAACUGGUCUUCUGCUAUUCUUCACUGCACCGUUUGGAUAUAUACCAUGGAUGCACACUGCUUAUGCUGGAUUUGGUGCAUUGGUUUUCACCCUGUUUUUGGCGUUCGAUAUGCAGCUGUUGAUUGGCAACAGACGGUACUCUCUGAACCCAGAGGAGCACGUGUUCGGAGCGAUCUGCCUCUACAUGGAUGUCGUCUACAUAUUCCUCUUUUUCCUUCAGCUCUUUGGAAGUCGUGAGUGAGUUGAUUAAGCGGCACCCCCCUUAAGACCGGGCUGGACUUCAGCCUUAUCCUCUGUUAAAAACAUAAAUACACACCCUUCUCAAUUACUCCAAGGUUUGGCGAGGAGCGAGCAGUCUUCCUUCAUUCUGUGUGGCAGUUGAUGUGUGAUGUUUUUAUGUACUGAUCAUGGUUAUGUGGGCCUUUGCACAACUGGUAUGCACCUGAGCUGUGAGAUAACCACACUACCAAUCAGAUAAACGCAUGCCGUUUAGGGUAGACAAUCACUGCAACGUGGCUAUUGAGGAGGGUGAUCGAAUGGGAAAGUAAUUUUUGUGUCCCCCAGUCAACGUGAUUUGAAAUGCCCUGAAUCAUCUGCAUAAAAAAACGUUUCAAAUUCCAGCAUAGAAAAAGUUAAAUGUGAUUUAGUGGGGAACAUAGGGACAGUAUUUGACAAAGGUAUUAUCUAUUCGUUUGCACGUUAUAAUUAAUCUUACACCGGACAGGCAGAUCUUUGCUGAUGAUUAUUAAAAAUAUAUUAAUCUUAGGCUUCGCAUCUGCCGUUAAAAAUUAGAGCCAGAGAGGUCCGUAUGUGAACGUUUGUUUUUCUUGUGCAAUAAGGAUAGCAGAUAUACCUAAAGAUAGUUGUUGCAGUAUUUUGUGCCUCCUUUGAAUGCUGGUUGAUAAUGAAGUAUUGUUGUUGUAUGCACAGUUUUAUGGUUGCUUUAUACGUGCAGCCAAAUCCAUAAAAUAUGCUGUGUGCCAAAAUGUAUUCCUAUCACGUGAUGAUGGCAGAGUUUUCCGUUGUGGCACUUAGUCCAACAGGCAGGUGGUAAGGUCUGCAAUACUGUAUAUGUCUAUCAAUUGCCUGAUUUGUACGUGUGUGAUGCUUGGGUGUUAACUUUCAAGACUUGUUGCUUUUAAAGAUGUAGUGUGUAAAUUUUAGCGGCAUCUAGUGGCGAAGUUGCGAAUUGCAACCAAAGGCUCAGUCCACUGCUCAUCUCUUGCUUUUGAAACACAUAGAGAAGCUACGGUAGCCACCACCGGACAAACAUGUCAUCGCCAGAGACAACUUAGUAAAAGAGUUUGUCCGUUAAGAGCUUCUGUAAAAACAUGCCGGUACAAAAUGGCGACCUCCAUGUAAGGGGACCCUCUGUGUAUGUAGAUAAAAACGGCUCAUUCUAAUGUAAUAAACACAUAACAGUUCAUUAUGAAAGGUCUUUAUACACCCUUGAUAAUAUAGUUUUGUAUAUUAUUUUGCAUUUCUGUCAAGAGAUUCUUCUAAAAAUUACACACUGUACCUUUAAAAAUUUCUUCUUUUCACUUUUGAGUAAAAUGUUUUAAAUAUAAAUUAAAAAAAAGAGACAAAAGAAGGUGGGUGGGUGGUUUGGGUGCAUCUUUUAUUUACCAUGAGAUGGGGCUUAUUUUCUACAAUACAUCUGUCUCCUAAAAACUUAUAGGUAUAGAUAGUAUGAGUGUUUUUUCUGUAACUUACACCUGUAUUAACAUUCCUCUUUGCUUGCAUUUUAGUAAUGUUUCUUUAAGCUAAACAUUCUUCUUCUGGAUAAAUGGCAUUUUUUCCAAGAAUAGAAAACAUACCAAUACACUUUUUCCUGAUUUAAUGUUAAUAAAAUGUUAAACUAAAAUAAGUGACAGUUUGAAAAAGAAAAUAUGUACAUAUUUUUUUCAGACAUCCAAUUUUUUUGCAAAAAAACUGACAUUGAAAGCUAUUUUUCUGUCAUGAUGUGACCUUGGUUUAUUAAAGGUCACCUAAUAUAAAAAAAUACUUUUAUAUGUUGCACAUAAUUUUGGGUCGCUUGUGUAUGCGCAACCACCCUGUAAUGAUAAAAACCUGCCCAGUUUUUUAAAAUUAUCCUCUAAAACCUCAUAGGACGAGCUGUUGCUGUGUUCUGAUGUCACUUUGCACAGACUCCGCCCACAAUCAUUCAAAAACCACAGUUUCCAUUUUAAAUCUUCUUUACAGAAUUCGUUACUGCAUGGUCAUUAUGAACAAUGAAGGUGAUUGACUUAUUAAAAACGGUGUAUAUUUUCGGUGUAGGGAAAGGUCAAUUGGAAGGAAAGCAGCAGCUGAUUUGCAUUUAAAACGACGCACACAUAAACAGCACUUUUUCCUGCACACCCUUUCAACAUGGUCUAAUACGAUCUAUAGGGUAUUUUGGACAUAAAACUAUGUACAUUCUUGGGACACCGAAGACUAAUAUCCCGUCUCGAAAAGUUAUAUUAGGUGACCUUUAAUAAGAGAUUUUUUUAAAGAAGGAUUGAAAUUGUGAUGAUCUUUGUAUUUUUGUGCAGUUAAUAAUAAUUAUGUGCAUAUUAAGUGUGAGUGACUUUUUGUGUACAUGUGGAUCACCCAAUGCCUUUCCCAUUGCUGUGUGCACUUGUGUGUCUACAAAGUGAAUACGUUUAACCUGUAAAUACUGCAUGAUCUGUGAUGAUGAGACUAUUGUUGUGUCACCGACUGUGUGUUAACUUGGAACUGAAAAGUGAUUACGAGAUACUGUGUAGAAACCUUAACAGUUCUUUAGUAAAAUUAAUAAAAAGAACAAUGAAUAAAAA